AUGAAUCUUCGUCUUCAAGAAAAGUUCUGUCAGGCACACAAAUCUCGUACCGCAGACGACGUUUGGCUGGACAGAGGUUAUCCCAAGAUCGACUGGUCUGCCCUGAGAUCUCGACUCGACGCACAUCAAGAUCAUAUCCACGCCGUUCUGGACGGCGACUAUGAAAGUCCCUACUACAAGCAGCAUGCUAAAGUCGUCACCGAUAUAAAGAAUCGUUCCAACACUGCAGCUGUUGCAUCAGGACGUUUUACUGGCUUGCGUGCCGGCUACUACGGAACAAAAGGCGAGAAGAUCAUGGCCGAAAACAUCAUCCAGACAUUUUCAGACAAACUUCGAUCUCUGUCCAGGACCGACCCACUCAUGGCUUCCGGUGGUGCAUCCGGUGGCGUGUCGGGCUAUGUGCACGCUAUCCUAGUACCAGAGAUGGCCCUUGGCCUAAUCAUGGAGGACAUGAACUGCGACAGAGACAAGGCCCAAGUCAUCCUGGCCGACAGCGCAGAUAUAGGCGAGCUAUUCAACGCAGAAGAAGACGAAAAAGUCCCACAAGUCGAGAUCGAUUUGCUGGAAACGAGCAGAGUCAACGAUGAUAGCGAGAUCAUCUACGCGACGCAAAAGCCUCGAAAACAGUUUCGAAAGGCCUAG
Messenger RNA from Aureobasidium namibiae CBS 147.97, 642 nucleotides. RefSeq lists its product as uncharacterized. NCBI's taxonomy places the organism in Eukaryota, Fungi, Ascomycota, Dothideomycetes, Dothideales, Saccotheciaceae. The record is from RefSeq and is a predicted model, not a curated record. The transcript has 2 exons. The coding region runs from base 1 to 642 and encodes 213 amino acids.